AUGAAUGGAAGCAAACUUGAAGAAUUUGCUCAAGAGUAUUCUGUCAAUUGUACUCUUUAUAGAACAAUCAUUACCACCAACUUAGACCAUGAAUGUAUCGUUGGUUAUAAUCUUGGACAAAUACAUCCUGAAAUGGUACCUGAAACUCUAAUUAAUGAAGUAUUUUGGGAUAUACCAGAAAAGAAAACCAAAGAAAAUGUUACAAAAGCACAGGAAAAUCAAAAGAGACGGCAUAAUUUGAAAAUAAAGAAACCCAUAGAAUAUCAAAUAGGAGACCAAGUUCUAUUAUACGAAGCUGAAAAAGAAAAGACUUGA
Messenger RNA from Funneliformis geosporum, 315 nucleotides. The record is from the annotation of a GenBank genome assembly. Lineage: Eukaryota; Fungi; Glomeromycota; Glomeromycetes; Glomerales; Glomeraceae.